AUGAGCAGAAGCAGCACAGCAUCAGAGAGCAGCCCCUGCCAGGCCUUCGAGCAAAGCCAGUAUUACGUGUACGAAGUGUCCGAUGGCAGCACUGCCGAGCGGCCCAGGCAGAUCUGCCCGUACAUGGUCAUCGCCUGCCAGUACAGGGAGCCGAAGGAAAUGCCCGUCUUAGCUAUAGAGAGCCUACCUGAGCUUAAUCACAAAGCGUUGUACUGUCCAUGGAGGGGGCAGCUCUCCAUCCGGGGCCAGCUCUUGUGCAACAUCGCCCUGAGGACCCCGUACAGCUCCACAAUUCCAGCCCAGCUGCCUCCCAACCUGGACAUUAACUAUGUCAUGGGUUUGUCCGACUUGAAGAAAAAGCUACCGGAAGCUGCAUUUGGGAAAAGAAAUUACAUUGAGAAUGAAGUCUGCUUUCAGGGUGUUUACUUCAGCCUGUAUGAAGUAGAAAUAUCAAAUAAGGAUCAAUAUAAAAUGGAUCAGUUAGUAGAAAAUUUGAAGGACAAGGACUUGGCAAUCAUCAAAUAUUUGCAAGAUCAAGGAGUCCUUAUUCUCCUCACGUCCUCUGCCUUGGCGCGAGACGAUGGUUUUGACCCUAAGGAGCCCGUCAGCCUCCUGGCCCUGUUUCUGUUCACCUCGUCCCGGUCGGUGUGCCUGAGAGCUCUCCAGGCGUUUCUGGACAUUGAAGGGACACUGCUGUACCAAGCAGAGCCUACUUCCGCGGUGACAUCUGCGAAGGCGGGCACCGUCAAGCCCUGGGACUCGUUUGUAAAAUGCUCAGAGCAAUACUUCUCCCAGCUGCAGCGUUACCUCUCCGAUCCCAGCGGCUACACUCUGGAAAUGUCGGCUGCCUUAGGAUCCAAUUUGCAGUUUCCUCACAGAAGGAAAAGAGGUGCGGAGGUCCUGUCUGCAGAAUUUGUGCACAAAACACAGUCUGAACCUGACCAGAAGAAAACCUCAGCUCGCGACGAUCCUGGCUUGGAAACAAAGAGACCAAAGACACUGAAGAGCCCAGACAUCAAAAAGGUUCCUGUUGCUGAGACUGUCACGAAGCCAGGGAAAAGCAAGACGCUAAGAAGUGUGGCUAACAGCCCAUCGAAACCUCAAGCCAAAAAGCAAGCAGAAAGUGAGUGGAAGGAGCCAUUCUCUGUCCUCCCGAGCGAAGUUUCUUCCCAGUGCCACGGAGCGGAUGGCCAAACGAGCGAGUUUUACCCAGGCGGGGUUGCUGAUCUCGGUUUCGAUCUGAAGGGGAAUGACUACGAGUCCCACGCCUUGAACUUGCUGGCUGAUCUGGCUCUGGGGUCUUGUGUUCCUUCGUUUAUCCCCAGGGACAGCGGGAUCGUCGCUGUGUCCUGCAGCCCCUCCGGCGACUCUGCAAAGGAGCAGCAGAGUCACCGCAAGCACAAAUCCUUACGAGUUGCUUCUGACCACGAAUACCACAGGGUGGACAACCCUGGGAUUUUCAGCAAGAAGAACAGUGCGAGCCCCAGCCCUGCAAAACCCCAAGCGUUGCCUCCAAGAGAGACUCAAGAAGCCGCCGAGGUGAACAAGCACUCCUUCAUCUCUGUUGAGCACUCGUACGCCUCGCAGAUGCCUGAGCACUCAAAGAAACACUUGUAUCCCAGAGGUGCUCCCUACCCCGGACCAGCACCCUCCAGAAACGGAACCAGGAACGCCCGAGCAGGACCUUUGGUUGGGAAAGUCCUGCCUUUCCGCCACCAGCAGAACAGCACCCACCACCAGCGGCCCUUCGAGGCUGUGACGACGAAGCGCAGGAGCAGCCUGCUCUGCCCCAGACUGAAGGAGGACUUUGCCAAGUCCCACGCGGUGAACGUCUGCGGCGAGUCCCUGAAGGUGACGUGCCACUGGGAGGCAGAGUAUCUCUUCAAUCUGGACAGCAGGUACACCAAUGAUGCCCUGGAGAAAACAGUCAUCCGCGCCCUGCACGGGCCCUGGGAUCCUGACCUGCCCGACGACGUGGAAGAGAUGAAGCUGAUACUUCAUAUGUGGGUGGCUCUCUUCUACAGCAAACCCAGCAAGCUCCUGAGCAGCACGAGGAAGGUGGUGGAGCACAGCAACCCCAAGAAGUAUGUCUCAAUAACCAGCACUGGGGACUUCCUUGAGCUGAGUGAUGAUGGUGAGGACAGUUUUGGCUUGGAGACGUGCCCUGCAGACUCUCGCUCAGACCCUGACCAGACUCCCAGCAGCUCUCUGGAUCGCAGCACACGUUGGCAGGGACCCUUCCGCCCAGAGGAGAAUGCUGCAGACUCUCAGACUGAUGCUGAUGGGACUCCUGGUGUUGUCGAUAGCACGGUAUCGUCUUCUUCAGGGGAGCUGCCCUACGGGGAGGAGGAGCCUUCCUCCACAAGCUGUUCCGAAAGCCUUUCCCUCAUUGAACAUGCGGAUGAGAGCCUGGCUGUGAAAAACAGGCAUCCAGUGUUUGCUCCUGAGGAGUGUGCGCAUGACGUCUCGACCGUCACUGUGGAGGAGCUGCCCAAGGAGGGACUGCCGGACGCUACGAUCGCCCCCAGCCCUUCUGAUGAGCUCGGCGACGCUGACCCCCCGGCGCCUGCCGGGAGCGAAGCUGCUGGCCCAGCUGGCCUCGAGUCGUCGUGCGGCCAGGGACUGUCACCGACUUUGUCCCCUGACUCCAGCUCUGUCUGCCUCGCAUCUCCUGAUGGAGCAACAGACCCGGGGGCCGCUCCCGAGGAGCAGGAGGGCAUGGCAAGCAUCCAGUCUUCAUCCCAGGGCGACCUGGGAGGGAGCAGCUGCCUUUCCCGAAGGUGUGGAGGCGACGUUUAUGCCGACCUCACUUUUCUGAGCACUGGUGAAUCAAACCAAGAAGGGAACAAGGUUUUGGUGGAAGAACAGCCUAGCAGCCCUUCUGCCAACCACACAGACGUGCUGGAUGAGUCCUCGGGAGCGGGUGAUGGGCAGGGCUUUGCCUUCGACUGUACGGCCUUAGCAGGUGACUCUGAAGCUGGGGAGAGCGAUGCUGUGUGCCUCAGCGCAGAGAAGUCCCCCGGGAGCGACAAAACUAACACAGCGAUGGUGGCUAACGCACCGCAGGAGCCGGAGACCCCUCUUCAUCACCUCCUGCAAUCGGAGCCCUCCUCCUCGGUGGCACAGGAGGUGUCUGCCAUGAAGGAGCAUCCCGAGCAGCAGCAGAGCUCCCCAGACAGCCUGUCCCCACCUGCCCACGCAGGCUCGGCUCCUGCAUCUCCCCACCAGCAGGACCCUCUCCCCCGUGGCGGAGACGCAGACCCCCCCCACCACUUGUUAGAGCGGAAGGAGCAGGGUCCAGCCCUGUGCCCAAACGGGAAGCCCUGCGAGCAGGUAGGUGCUGCAGCAGUGAGUGUGGCUGCUGAGAGGCUGGAUGGCUCCUUAAAGCCCAGAUGUGCAGAAGAGGUGAAAAAAGACAUGGGUCCGUGCCAUGCAGAGCCAGCGGCGAGCUCCCCCGCAGAUGUGCUUGUGCCAGGUGACGCGGGAUCGAUGCCUUCUCCUCCUCUGCAUGGUCACAAGGCAGGUCUGCACGGUGCCGAGCCGGACUCGGUCCUCAGUGUGCACCCCGAGACGCUCUCUCCUGGCACGAGUCUGGCUCCGGAUGGUGACCCGUGGUCCUGCUGCGUGGGCACCUGCUCUGGGUGUGCCAGCCCUGGGGACCAAGCAGCAGAUGUGGUAGGGAGCCGUGAGGAGGAACCCGUCCUGCCUGAGGGUUCAGGAGGAAGCAGUGUUCCUCUUGCCAGUCCUGCGUCAUCUUCAGCAGGGGAGUUGCUCCUGCCGCCGUGUGAGCCCCAGUCUGUGUGCAGCCGGGGUGAGCACGAGGACGAGGGAUCCGAUACGUUUGCUGAUCUGCAUCGUGCCGGUGUGGAGGUGGGAGAGGGAGAAAUCCCCACUCUCCCCUUCCCCAUGUCACCUUUACAUGCACACAGGGGGCUCUCUGGAGAAAGCCUGGAGCUUAGCGACGCUGAGGAUAUUUCAGAUGUGCUCCUGAGGGCAGAGAAGCUCUGCAACAAAGACAGACACACGGGCUUGACCUUUGAAGAUCUGUCUGAGUCUUUUUCCAGCGACUCAGACCAGGAGUGUUUUGGGGGGACUUCACAGUCCCUGCUUAUGGCCAGAGGUUCCUACAGCGUGAGAUCCAUGGAUGCCGCAGGCACGAGGACUCGCUGCGACUCCUCCUCCGUCAGCUCGGUGCACACGGAGGGGAGCAGCAAGGACUGGGGCUCGGAGCCGGAGCGGUGGUGGCCGAUCGGCCCGGGGGAAUCUGGCAGCGGUCACGUUCCACCGUAUGUCAGUAUUAGGGACAGCCAGGGGAUCGCCAAGGACUACCAGAACUUCACAGUCACCAAAAGGUACCAGGAGAGGAUGGGAAAUUUGCAGCUUUCGAAGAGGCGCAGCUGCUGUGCUGGGCAGUCUCAUUUGUUGAGGUCACUGAGAGGGACUUGGAGGGGUUUUGAGGAAAUCACACAGCACACUUUGAACAUGGAGUGUCUCCGUUUCCACUAUAAGCUAAAACAAAUCCUAAGGAGUGGGAAACCACCCUUUUCUACCUCCAAAAGCAUCUUUCCAAAAGACUUUUUUCCCCAGGUGAUGUCCGAGACAUUGCCUGUGCAAGAAGCUCCCAUCCCACCCUCCCCACGGAGCAGGAGCCCUUUGGGCCCUGCCCCCGGACACGUGGCCGAGCGGGCUCGGCUGCCACCGGCGAAGAGACUGGCGCAGGGACCCGUCUGGGGCUGCGCGGCUCCCUUCCACCUCAGCAAGCUCAAAUAUGAUAAUAAGCUAAAGGACUCGCGGGGGGACAUCGGCAUCAUCCUCGACGAGUACGCUGAGCUCAACAGGGUGAUGCUGAGCAGGGCUGAUGUGGGGACCGAGGGCCAAGGGCCGGUCCCGGCGCACAGGGACGCUGCGAGCGAGCGGUCGUGCGCGUCCCUCCCCGGGAGGAUGGCCGCCUUCGAGGAGAUGAUCCCAGACCUGUGCAGCACGCUGCGUUUCCACCUGCGCAGCGUGGCCAAGGAGGCCUGCGGCCGCGCCGGCAUGUUCUACCUGGUGGAGACGGGCAAGGACCCUUUCUUUGCAAGAGUGAAGACCUUGCUGAAGAAAGACGGCCGCGUGGAGAUCGAACCUCGGAGCUUCUGCGAAGCGAAACGCAGCCCGGACGCUGACAGGCUGCUCGUCGUCAUCAGGAACGAGGACAUUGCCUCGCACAUCCACAACGUCCCGUGCUUGCUGACGCUAAAGCACUGUCCGAACGUGGCGUUCGCCGGAGUGGACAGCCCCGAAGACGUAACGGGUCGCACGUACCAGGAGCUGUUUCAUACCGGCGGCUUCGUGGUGUCGGACGGCGAGGUGCUGGAAACGGUGACGCUGGGCCAGCUGAAAGAGGUGGCGAAGGUGCUGGAGAAGCUGAACAGAAGCGGGAGGUGGAAGUGGCUCCUUCACUACAAGGAGAGCAAGAAGCUCAGAGAAGACAUCAGGGUGGACGCCCGCAAGAAGCACUUAAUCCUCAAGUCGUGCCAAGGAGCCGGUCUCGUCGAGGUGCUGCACUACCACGCCUGCGACGCCGGGUCGUCCCCCAGAUCCGAGUGCGUCAGGUGCUUGUUGAACCUGCAGGUGCAGCACGCCAGCGCCCGCUUCGCCGUGUAUCUCACAGAGAAGCCCGGCAGCAGCAGGGAGGUCCUUGAAAGCAAAGGAAUCCUCGUGGCCGACGUCGCGACCUUCCUGGGGACGGUGCAGAAAGCGGCUGCCCCGUUUAGAAGAAGCUACUGGUAA
This is a messenger RNA of Opisthocomus hoazin, 5769 nucleotides long. Lineage: Eukaryota; Metazoa; Chordata; Aves; Opisthocomiformes; Opisthocomidae. The record is from RefSeq and is a predicted model, not a curated record.